Molecule: messenger RNA, 1455 nt
Organism: Suncus etruscus (white-toothed pygmy shrew)
Lineage: Eukaryota; Metazoa; Chordata; Mammalia; Eulipotyphla; Soricidae
Gene: PAAF1
Product: proteasomal ATPase associated factor 1
Exons: 12
Coding region: 1-1179 (392 amino acids)
Molecular function (GO): protein binding
Source: RefSeq, a predicted model, not a curated record
AUGGCGGCGCCCUUGAAGAUUCAGAGCGACUGGGCCCAAACCCUCAGGAAGGAUGAAGGGGAGGCCUGGUUGAGCUGUCAUCCCCCAGGGAAACCAACUUUUUAUGGCAGCCUGACUUGUCAAGGACUUGGCUUGGAUGGCAUCCCAGAGGUUACAGCUUCAGAAGGAUUCAUUGUGAAUGAAAUAAAUAAGAAAAGCAUUCAUAUUUCAUGUCCAAAAGAAAAUGCAUCUUCAAACUUUUUGGCACCAUAUACGAUGUUUUCCAGAAUUCAUGGAAAGAGUAUAACAUGCUUGGACAUUUCCAGUGGAGGAGGCCUUGGUGUGUCUUCUAGUACUGAUGGGACCAUGAAGAUCUGGCAGGCUUCCAAUGGAGAGCUCAGACGAGUAUUGGACGGACAUGUGUUUGAUGUGAAUUGUUGCAGGUUUUUCCCAUCAGGCCUUGUGGUUUUGAGUGGGGGAAUGGAUGCUCAGCUGAAGAUCUGGUCAGCUGAAGAUGCGAACUGCGUGGUGACCUUCAAAGGUCACAAAGGAGGUAUCUUGGAUACGGCCAUCAUUGAUCGGGGAAGAAAUGUGGUAUCUUGUUCUCGAGAUGGGACAGCACGACUUUGGGACUGUGGGCGCUCAGCCUGCCUGGGCAUCAUAGGAGACUGCGGUUCUUCCAUCAAUGGUAUGGCUGUGGGUGCUGCUGACAACUCCAUAAACCUCGGCUCCCCUGAGCAAACACCCAGUGAACGAGAGGUUGGAACAGAGUCGAAAAUGCUUCUCUUGGCCCGGGAAGAUAAGAAGCUUCAGUGCUUGGGACUCCAGAGCAGGCAGCCGAUUUUUCUCUAUAUUGGCUCAGAUGCCUUCAACUGCUGUACUUUUCUCUCUGGCUUCUUGCUAUUGGCUGGAACCCAUGAUGGAAAUAUUUAUCAGUUGGAUGUGAGGAAUACAAGAGUUCCAGUACAAGUCAUCCACAGAUCAGGAGCACCAGUUCUGUCCCUGCUGAGUUUCAAAGAUGGAUUCAUUGCUAGCCAAGGUGAUGGAAGCUGUUUUAUUGUCCAGCAGGACCUUGACUAUGUCAUUGAGCUCACUGGGGCUGACUGUGACCCUGUAUAUAAGGUAGCCACAUGGGAGAAGCAGAUCUACACUUGCUGCCGAGAUGGUCUUGUCCGACGCUAUCAAUUUUCUGACCUCUAAUCCUUCGGGGGUGGAGGGAAGAAUCCCAGUUAAUAUUUUUAUUUAAUAUUUAAUAUUUUUAUUUUAUUUUAGUCUUUUUGACUAAAUAGGAGCAGGAAUAUCAUCUGUUCUUUCCAGGACAAAAGCCCAUUAAUGUCAUGGGCCUUUUUCAGAAGUUAAAGAAAGCAAAUGCUGUAUUCUGUAUGAAACAAUCAUUCCAUGACAAGACACACUAAUUGUGUUCAAUGUUUAUGAAAGCUCAUUUUCCAAAAGAAAUAAAGAGAAUAUUUUGGAGGA